CGUGAAUCAUUUUACUUCGCUGUGUGCGAUUUUUGUGAAAUAAACACAUCUGGUAAAAACUUUCACAAUUUCUUCGUGCAUUAUCUAAUAUGCUACAGAAGCAAGCCCGUCCAGGGUACAAGAAAUUCAUCAAAACAUCCGCCAAAACAUUAAUCGUCGUCGAAGCAAUACUGUUCGCCGUCUCGUACGCUGGCUGGCACCGAUUGAACACGAAUCGAGAGUUUCGGUACUACGUGAGGGAAAACUAUCCCAGCGUAUUGGAAGCGUACUAUCAGCUGGGCGAAACACUUGGCGGAGACAAAUCCAUCCGAGUGUUUGACGAAAACAUUUGGCAGCAGGAGCAGCAGCAGAAGCGGUAAGCAAAAAAG
Anopheles maculipalpis is the source of this 368-nucleotide messenger RNA. RefSeq lists its product as uncharacterized. The coding region runs from base 90 to 359 and encodes 89 amino acids. The record is from RefSeq and is a predicted model, not a curated record. Lineage: Eukaryota; Metazoa; Arthropoda; Insecta; Diptera; Culicidae. The transcript is spliced from 3 exons.